This is a messenger RNA of Pistacia vera, 1479 nucleotides long. RefSeq names its product ribonuclease H2 subunit B. Bases 161 to 991 code for a protein of 276 amino acids. The record is from RefSeq and is a predicted model, not a curated record. Gene Ontology annotation, biological process: RNA catabolic process; ribonucleotide metabolic process. Gene Ontology annotation, cellular component: ribonuclease H2 complex; nucleoplasm. The transcript is spliced from 10 exons. NCBI's taxonomy places the organism in Eukaryota, Viridiplantae, Streptophyta, Magnoliopsida, Sapindales, Anacardiaceae.
UAAACCAAACCUGCCCUAGUUGUGUACAUGUAUGAUAAUUACACAUUGAUUGUCGACAUGGAUGAUAAUUACCAGUCUUCUUUUAUUUGGUAGCGGGAAGCCAUCGCUUUGAGCUAUCACUACUUUACUCUCUGCUUGUUUUCAAAGGGAAAGCUCCGAAAUGGGUUGGUGGGAAAGUUGUGAUGGAACCCGUCUUCUCAUUGCUCCAGAUUCCGAUGCUACUGGAAGCAAAGGACGUUUACUAUCUCUACGCCAUCCCAAAUCAGGAAACACAACAUGCUAUAUUUUUAUCAACGGGGUGCUUCUAGAACUUAAUUGGUUUAAGCAGUCAUACAGGUCUUGGUUUCUCGGUGAUUACGUUUGUGAAGAUGGGCGUGUAUCUACUGCUACUCCAGUUGAUCCUGUAUUCCUAAUGUUGCCCCUUUUUGAAGAAGCUAGAAUGAAGAAGGGGGAUGAUCCUGGGAAAUUCAGGCUAUUAGAAGAGAUAAUUUUUGUUAAUGGCUACCCUGGAUAUCAAUAUUUGCUACCUGUUGCUGAGAAUUGUAUGCGUGUUGUCUGUGAAACCAAAGAAAUUGGAUCAUCGAGAUUCUUUAGGCUUGCCGAUUCUAAGGUUUUAGCUUGGUUAUCCUUCAAGGUAUGCAAACUGAAAGGGACUCUUCCAGUGUUAGACCAGAACUAUGCUGCUCGAGAUGAGAAGGAUACAUUAGCCGAUGCAGUUUCAAUAAUCGGGGAGUACAUGAAAGAUGAACCUUGGUUGAAGCUUUUGUGUGACAAUUUGAAUUUAAAUUUUCCAGUGGAAAGUAUAAAAUCACAAGAGAUAGAAGUUCUUCCUAAUUCAGUGGAUACUGACCUUAAGUCUUCCAAUCUCUUACAGGACAAGAACAAAAGCGAGAAGUCCAAAACUGGAAAGCAAGCCAAAAAGGCGAAAGUGGAGACUGAAUCAAGGAACAUCAAAGACAUGUUUUCGAGGGCAUCAAGAAGGGGAAGUUGAAUGUCUCUAUUGAAGAAGUGGAGCUGUAUCCACACAUUCUCGAUGCUCUGGCUGCUUCAACAUGGACAUCUAUAUAAGCAAUUCUCUCAUUUGUGCAUUUCAAGAGAUUGUAUAUCCAAAAACACCUUGAGCCCAUUUCAAGAGCUGUAUCCACACAUUCUCAAUGCUCUGUCUAGUUAUGAAUGAGGUUCAUCCAGUGGCGAAAACAUGAGGUAGAAUUUAUUAUGCUAACAUGAAUUUUAGGUAUAUGAUUCGGUUCAAGGGAAAACCUAAAAUUUGACCAAGUGUUUGUACUCACGUAGAAUUAGAAUAGAAGUUUCCUUUGGGGCAUGCUUAACUUUAGAUCUACCAAGUCAUGAUUCUUUUUGUCUAAACAUUACUUCAGUCCUUAUAAGAGAUGUUCGUUCUUAAGGGUUUGUUAAAAAAGUUUGAUUGUAUUUUCCCCUUAUGCUUAUUAUGGGAGGUAAGAUAUUUAUUGUGUCUCUGUG